AUGGACGAUCGCACCGCGCUCGCUGCAAUCAAGCGCCGCCUAGACCAUUUCGAACGCGAUCCCAGCGUGCUGAGCUCGCAAGACACUCCCGCCCUCAGUUCCCUCGAAGUCCGCCUCACCAAGUUGCGAGCCAACUCGAACAUCGCACAAUCAUCGCUCCCGGCCGAACUAGAUCAGCUGAUCGCUCGGACACAAAGACUCUCGCGCAAUGUCGCGGCGGCGCAGGCAUACGGCAGCGACGAAGACGAAGGCCAAGACGACGACGACUAUGAUGUCCUCCACCUGAGCCCCUCGGCCAUCGCCCGCCAACUUCAAGAGAGCAUUGCGAGCCAGCAUCUGGCCACCAUCACACUACCGCCCACGCCCAAGCUAGUCGUCAAUGAGGAUCCACAUCCCUCUGCUCCGGGCGACGACCCUGAGAAGCGCCGCCUCGCGCUCGAACAGCGCGAAGACGACAUUUCCGAGUACGAACAAGGAGCAGCGGUUCGCAGGAGGCAAGGCUACAUGCGCGACGAGGAUGGCGACCGCACUGAAAAGGCCCCAACAACAUCCGAAAAGCCCUCGUCGUCCUCUGCGCCAUCGCAACCCCUCCUCUCGACCGAGCGCACAACGCAAGAAGCCCUCUCCAACGAGCUCCUCCGUAUGGCCUCAGUCCUCCGCUCACAGACCGUCUCCUUCUCCGACGCCCUCGAGCGUGAUCGAAAGCUCCUCGAGUCGGCCGACGAGAAGCUCAUCCAAAAUAUGGACGUCAUGACGAGAACGCGCGGCAAGUUGGGCGAGUAUGCGCAGCAGGCUAGAGGGAUGGGAUGGUUCACCCUAGGCACCGUCCUUAUGGUUGUGGUAACGUGGGUGAUCAUGUUUGUGGUCAUUAAGUUGACUUGA
Jaminaea rosea is the source of this 882-nucleotide messenger RNA. RefSeq lists its product as hypothetical. Gene Ontology annotation, cellular component: SNARE complex; endoplasmic reticulum. Gene Ontology annotation, biological process: retrograde vesicle-mediated transport, Golgi to endoplasmic reticulum. NCBI's taxonomy places the organism in Eukaryota, Fungi, Basidiomycota, Exobasidiomycetes, Microstromatales. The transcript has a single exon. Bases 1 to 882 code for a protein of 293 amino acids. Gene Ontology annotation, molecular function: SNAP receptor activity. The record is from RefSeq and is a predicted model, not a curated record.